AUGGGGUUGACGCCGGUAGUCAAGCUUGCCCUUCAAGUGGCUGGGCCGCUUUGCAUCAGGCGGCCCUUGACAACCAAGCAGAGGCAGCGGAGGUGUUUCUUGAAGCCGGGGCCGAUGCUAACAUGGAAUCGCUCCCUGGUUCGCACUGCUACCCCUCUCUCGCCGCCGCUGAACGCAUGUCCAACGAGGCCCUGCGCGUAUUGUUGAGAAACGGAGCCAAUCCGAAUAAACCAGGCGAAAAUGGUUCCAUGCCAUUGCAUCUCGCAGCUCAUGAGCAAACACGAGGCAUAGACUAAUGGAAGCAGUGGAUCUUUGCUGCGGUGGGGGGGGUCAGAGACGGCUGUCGACAAGCACAGCAACACACCUGCUGAAAUAUUCCAAAGGUUGGCAGCCCGCCGCCCUGAAUCCACAGAAGAGAGGGCGGGCGCGCUCUUGCUACUGGCGCGUGCUCCAGCAGACAGAGCAUGGCGCCGCCGCGGCUGGGUCAUCAUGCUUCGUGCGCGGUCCGAGGCGGAGAGGAUAGCGGCCCAACGAAGGUGUCCUACAAGAAACAGCGAAAUGAGAGUCAGCGGCCGAAGGGUCCACUUGGAUGAAGAGGGUGGCCAUAGCACCAAAGUGUGCCGGCCGGGCGAUAGCGCUCAGGAUGUAGGCGCAACCGCGGCCGGAGGACAGAGCACGGGCAGCGGAAUCUGGAGCGAGUGGGUGACUAGGCUGGUGGUGCUGGAGUCUUGCGGAGUCUUUCGUACGGUUGUCAAAUACUUUUGAACGAAAAUGGCGUGGGACAUGCAGCUCAAGGCGGAAUCACUGCUUCUGACGGAACGCAGUGAAACCUGUUCGUCGGGACACCAGCACGUACGUGCGCUCGACCCUCCUGAUGUCAUUAUUUGCCGGCGAGCACCCCGAAUGAUACGGAUAUGAAAGAGAUCUUGAUAAGUCCCUGGUUGUUGCCUUGAGGAGGGGUCAGAUGCCUUGAUUGUUUCCAACCGUCGCUGUGAUUGUUUCGUGCGCAGACUGAGUUGCCUCCAGUUGUGCGCCGGGGGCGUCAUCCAGACGCCACUCCAAGCUUUUCUGAGUUGUAGAGGUGGAUCGGGGCUUCUAUGAGAUCUGCAAUAGCAAUGUAGGCCAUCACGGGACAGCAUGUGCCGUUUUUGCUCACACCUGGAUCCUCCUAAUUCUUCGCUGUAGUUCGACGCUUUUCGACGCCGUUUGAGGUGGUGUAUCACGAAGGACAGAAAUUGGACAGGCCAACGCGCUGGCGAAGAGAGUACUGCGUACUCGGGAUACGUGAACUCAAGGCAGGAUGGAGGAUCAAUCAUACCCGAACUGUGUAGAAGGAGCGAUGCCGUCGAGGUGUGUGUCGAUGAUGCAUGGUCGAGUAGCGGUUGCAAGAACAAAAACUACAGCGCAGGCAGAAAAGGUCGCCUGCGUUCAUGCGCGGCCCGCAGGGCGGGUUGUUGGAUGCCGUCAAACG
Messenger RNA from Ectocarpus sp. CCAP 1310/34, 1471 nucleotides. The record is from the annotation of a GenBank genome assembly. Lineage: Eukaryota; Phaeophyceae; Ectocarpales; Ectocarpaceae.